AAUCCAAAUUGGUCUUCUCUGUGUCAAUUAUUCAUUUGUUUACGGAGAGAGGGGGAGAGAGGGGGAGAGGGCAUCGGUGGUCGUUUCUUGCACCACCAUGGACUUAUUCCCAGUCUAUUCUCAAUAGAAAUAGGGCAUUUCUCUGCCUUCUUUUUGGAUCUUCUUUGAUCUAGGAAUCUAUAAAGCUCUCUCUUUUAUUGAUUGGAGUACGUUUUUCGUGGGUAGUCAAGCUUCUCUUCGCUUUCUUUGGUUUUUGAGGCACUCUUGUUUUCUGGGAUUAUUGGCAUGCAUAUAAUUAUUGGUUUCAAAGAACGCCCAAGUUUUCUCCUAUAGGUAGCUAUUAAUUUAUAUCAGAACAACAUAAAAUAGCUAAGACGGGUGCUCUUUGUUGUGUGGCCGCUGGGCCACAUGAGGCAAAAUCUAACUCAGUUGGUCGGGGAUUUUCUAUGGAUCGUAGUGAACCCCAUUGGCGAGUUAACUCAAGCUUCUCACCUCCGUCAUCAAGGAGAUGGGAUUGCAGGGAUCAGCCAGAUGGAUUAUCCCAGGAGAUUCCAGCUGCUCCUUUAUAUGGAUCAUCACUAUCUUCUCAUAGCAAAGGAAGUCGAAGUGUAAUGAGCGGUGAUCAAUAUGGAAAUCAUCAUCAUUCAGUGUCUGAUGGAGCACUUUCUUACUUUGAGAGCCCUUCGAACAAUUUACAAGCUUCUAGAUGGACUCCACCUGUGCAAAGAUAUGAUCUUGGUGAAUUUUCUACUCCUACCAGAGGAGCAAGGAUAGAUUCCACGGCAUCUCCUCAGAGCAGCGAUCGGCAAUUCACGGCCAGAGUUUCCCCUACAUCUCACAGUCUUUUCUCUCCAUCUCCUCUCACGGAAUCCAGUAGAUGGGGGGCAUCCUCUAGCAAACACCCUACCUUCCUUCCUUCUCGAAACUUUCCAGGAAGGCGCUCAUUCAUGUCAACACCCGUAUAUCCCCUAGUCUUCCACAAUCCCGUUUCAGAUGGCGAAUCAAGUGGGAUUACUGGAGCCAGUUCAAGCCACAGGAUGCUCCCUAGCGAUCACUCAAGAAACUCUCCUCCAUGGCCUGAGACCACUUUAAACCCUGACCUCAAAUUUCAUAAAGCCCUAUCAGAUUUACAGAAGGUUGGGGUCUCUCCAGACACCGAUUCAAACUCUAGGAGGGAAGGAAUUAGAUGGAGUAAUGGAAGCAGCAACGACUUUGCUUUCGAUGGGCAUGCCGUUGACAUUGCGGAGGAUAUUAAUGUUGAGAAGUGUGGGCUAUGCUACCGGCUUCUGCAGCAGAAAUCUCCCUGGAGUUUGCACGAAAUCAUCAGAAACAUCGACUUGCCUAUUGCCGGUGUUCUUCCGUGCGGUCAUGUUUUCCAUGCUGAAUGCUUGGAGGAGACGACUCCAAAGAGUCUGGUUCAAGAACCUCCCUGUCCACUGUGUCUGAAUUUGAUAAACCAUGAAGGGUCUGAUUCUUUUUCCGAGCCUCUUCAGGUGGCUCUUAGAACUCCUCGGCGGAUGAUGCGAGUUGGGAUGACUUCGAGAAGCAACCGAAACAAUAUUGAUCUUAGGCGAAACUUAUCUCAGCCAUUGAGGGCGAGUUCAUCAAUCAGAAGCCGUCUCAGGAAACGGUUAUCAUUCAAGAUUAGCAGGGAUCUUUUUGGAGCAAAAAUAUUCAGGAGGAUAUGAUCAUCUUCCGUAGCUAUAAGAACAAAAAACGAUGGCCUUUGGUAUAAAGUAGCAGACUGGUUAGCAGCUGACAAGCCCUUAGAUAUCCAUUGUUGGGGCUGUAUUAUAUGCCUUUCUUAUUUGUAUAAUAUGUUUGAUGUGUUAUAAUCCUUCCAUUUUUGUUUCUGAAACCUGUUCCAAGUUUUGUGUCAUGGCUGUAGCUGGGGAUAGUGAUACUUUAUGCUUUAAUAUCCUGUAUUCUGACUAAUCUCUUUGGAAUAUUAGCUGUAUGUAAUUUUUC
Molecule: messenger RNA, 1968 nt
Organism: Phalaenopsis equestris
Lineage: Eukaryota; Viridiplantae; Streptophyta; Magnoliopsida; Asparagales; Orchidaceae
Exons: 4
Coding region: 447-1688 (413 amino acids)
Source: RefSeq, a predicted model, not a curated record